AAGAGACUGUAGUAGAGUAGGGGAAGUGGAUGGAUAAAACCAGAAGGAGGCAGCAAUCCAACACAAAGGAUGCCAGCUGCUGUAAAACCCCAAAGAAGAAGAAGUGCUGCUGGAGUUUUACCUCUUAGUAGAAGACCAGAGGAAGUGGUCACAGUAUGCUGCAGCCAGAGAUGAAGACUAAUCACUGAUCAUGAAGGCCACAGCUUGUAUAACAAGGGAGUACGGCUCCAUCUUCCUCUUUCUGGCUGCCUCUGUCUUGAUCUUUGUGCUACGUAACAAGAACGUUCUGGAGGUAAGAACUUUUUCAACACAGAGUGAACGCCACCAUCAGUGUCCCAAGAGUCUCCACUGACCCUGACAUGCAUCGCAGCUUCUGCACCUUCCAGCCACUGUCCCCAAAGGAUGCUCUGGAGGAACGAUUCAUCCUACACUCCAUCGCUUGGCCUGAAACUCCACCUGUUUCCUUGGCGCAGACCAGCGAUCCAGCUCACAGCACCUUCACCAUUCUCCCAGGGAGGGGAGGAGGACAGUGGCACAUAGGGGAUCAGCUGGAGGUUAUGAUACAGAUGUCUGACUUUAAGGGCCGGCCCAAGAAGUGUGGGGGGGACUUUUUACUCGCCAAGCUGCACAACUGGAAGCUUGGUGCAGGUGUGGCUGGGCAAGUGGUGGAUCAUCUCAAUGGGAGUUACUCUGCUGUAUUCUCUUUACUCUGGGAAGGAGGCGCGCAGGUUGAGGUGAUCAUGUUAACUCAGGUGACGCUGGUUCAUCCUAGUGAGGCCGUCACAGUGCUGAACAGGCUGAACAGCGAACAGCCUGACAGGAUGUACUUCAACAGCCUCUUCCGCUCAGGCUCACUCUCUGAAACUACCGUCUGUAACAUAUGCCUACGUCCAACCCAGCAGCCGCUGUGCAACUACACUGACGUCCGUACAGGCGAGCCUUGGUCAUGCUACAAGCCAAAGAAGCUGAGCUGUGAUGCCAGGGUCGACCACGUCAGGGGAGGAUACAGACUCAACCUUAAGGCCCAGGAGGAGAAGCUCUUUCGAGGUGGUGUCAACAUGAAAGUCUCCAUUCGGGCUUCAGGACCUGCCAGUGUCACCGUGUUGCCAAAAAAGGAAGGUCAACCAAAGGUGAAGAGCACCAGUGUGACAUCUGGUCCUUCUGGUUAUUACUACCAGGAUGUGUGGCGAGCACUAGGUGGCACCACAGUUCACCAAUUCAACACCCCCUAUGCCAUCAGUCAGUGUCUGCAAGGCAAGGUGGUCCACCUGUAUGGAGACUCCACCAUCAGGCAGUGGUUUUAUUUCCUCAUCGCAGCUCUACCAGAUCUGAAGGAGUUUGACCUGCACAGCCUGAAGAAUGUUGGACCUUUCAUGGCCUUGGACUAUGCAAACAACAUCUUGUUAACAUUCCGCUGCCAUGGUCCUCCUCUGUUUUUUGCCAGGGUCUCAACCAGCGAGCUUCGUUACAUUGCCAAUGAACUAGAUGGCUUAAUUGGAGGCACCAACACUGUCGUAGUUUUUGGCAUCUGGGCUCACUUCAGCACUUUUCCGAUGGAGAUCUAUAUCCGGAGGCUGCAGAGCAUCCGCGGGGCGGUGGUGCGGCUGCUGGACAGGGCUCCAGGAACGCUGGUUUUUGCGCUGGAUUAGUUGAGACCAGAAGAACAAAUUCUUUAUUACAGUCAGUGCCCAGGCCACAUUAUUCACUUGAGUUUGGGAUAUUUUUAACUGCAGCCAUCUACAAAGUAAAUGAAAUGGCUCAUGU
This is a messenger RNA of Sebastes umbrosus (honeycomb rockfish), 1764 nucleotides long. Its product is annotated as NXPE family member 3-like. Lineage: Eukaryota; Metazoa; Chordata; Actinopteri; Perciformes; Sebastidae. The record is from RefSeq and is a predicted model, not a curated record. The transcript has 8 exons. The coding region runs from base 360 to 1649 and encodes 429 amino acids.